GUCUAUUCGCUCGUCCAGAUUAUUCCAAAGAAUACUGAUGAAUUACGAGUUUUGUCUGAUCUCUACAUUAAUGACGACGAAAUGACAGAUUUUUGGAAGCCUCCAAUAGCGGUUAAUGAGUCGGUGGAUAUUAUGGUUUAUCCAGGAUAUCAGAAUAAAUUAGGCAAUCUGUUUAAAAAGCAUGCAAUCAAAUUUUACGUUGCCGUCGAUGACGUUGCUCAAUAUUUGCGUAACAGUAACGAGGCAGCACUGAGUCGUAGGAAAUUGUUAGACGGGCAAAAACGAUUUCGUGAUGAUAGUUCGAACAUUGCGGAACUACAUAUGGGCGAAUAUCACUCCUACGACGACAUUGUUCGGUGGCUAAAAAGCUUGGAAAGGCGAUAUUCUGAUAUUGUUAAAGUCACAUCCAUUGGAGUUACACCCGAGAAACGAACUAUUUACGGAGUCAGGGAUUUCGUCGACUUCAAAACAAUUAGCAUUGUAGCUCGGCAGGCAGCACGCGAAUUCGACACGGGUCGUGUGGAUUGA
Molecule: messenger RNA, 528 nt
Organism: Gongylonema pulchrum
Lineage: Eukaryota; Metazoa; Nematoda; Chromadorea; Rhabditida; Gongylonematidae
Source: the annotation of a GenBank genome assembly